UGGAUAACCAAAAGUGCCAGGAGCCCUCCCGACUAUCCCUCGAAGCGUAAAGGGAGGGUUGUCUUUCUUCCGCCAACGGGGAAGGCAGAGGAAAUCGUAGGUCCUCUUUCUCCACUGUCGGUUCUCUUCUUCGACCGUUAUCCAUCCCUCCCAUCCUUCACGUGUUUUGCGCAGUCGGUAGGCAGAGGACUCCGGCGGCGGGAGAUGUCUAUUCGAGGAACAACUGAUGGAGAACAAAGUAGAAUGGAAAUUGCUGUAGGCUUCUAUUUACAAUUUUGGUGGUAUUAAGUCAGAAGUUCUCGCGAUGACAAGUACCACAGAUUUAUUUGUUCCAACCAAAGUUCUAUAUUCACAAAGAUGCACAGGAAGAUGCAGAUUUGUUAGGUCGCAAGACAACCUUUUAUUCUUAAAGCAGAGGCCCGGUCUCAUUCACCUCCGCUGGCGGCAGCACAAGCUACUUUUUUGCAGGACAUCCAUUUUUUGUAGCAAUUCAAGUUCAUAUCCGAUACCUAGUGGUAAAGAUGAUAAUGAAGAUUUUACGAGCAAGGUCCUGCGUGAAAAUCCCAGUCAAGUGGAACCCAGGUUUUUGAUUGGAGAUCGCAUAUACUCCUUAAAAGAGAAAGAACAACUGAAGGAAGCAAGGUUUGGAAAUGUACCUACUCAUUUGGUGAAGCAGCUUCAAACUAGAUUCUUCAGAAGGAAAGAUGUUCAGAAAACUGAAAUUGAAACAGAAGAAUAUUUGCUUGGUGAAGAAAAAAAAGAGGCAUCAAAACCUGUAUAUCUCAAGGAUAUCCUAAGGGAGUUCAAAGGUAAACUCUAUGUUCCCGAAGAGAUGUUCAAAGAGCCACUCUCGGAAAAAGAGGAAUUUGACAGGAGCUUGGCCAUUCUACCAAAGAUGAGCUUUGAAGACUGUAUGAAGGCCCUGCGGAGUGAUAAGAUAAAGUUGUUGAGUUCUAGAAGGAUCACCAAACGUCCAUUUGCUUAUGGCUAUUGUGAUUUUAUUGUUGAUCUGAAGGAAAUACCUGGAGAGAAGAGGUUGCAGAGAACAAAAUGGGCAAUGCGGUUAAGUGAAGAAGAGGCACAGGUUGUUUUGGACGAAUACAAGGGUCUACAAUCUGAAAUUGAAAUGAAUACCACGUCUUAUGUGGGUAAAUCACCUGACAUUCCUCAUCCAGUGGCUUCUACCAUAUCCAGCAGAGUGGUGGUUGAGUUGGCAUGUGUGGCAUUUUUGAUUGCUGGUGCAGCUUUAGUGAUUGGUAGUUUUCUUGCAUCAGCAGCCAUCAGUGUAGCCAGUUUUCUGUUUGUUAGUUCUGCGUAUGUGAUUUGGCCUGUGGUGCGACCAUUCUUUAAGCUCUUCUUCAGUAUUCUCUUCAGUAUCGUGGAGCGAGUUUGGGAGAAUCUUUCUGAUCUAUUCAGUGAUGGAGGGAUCUUCGCACGGCUCUAUGACUUCUACACUUUUGGUGGUGUUGCUUCUAGCAUUGAGAUCUUGAAGCCUAUUUUGUUUGUUGUAGUUACAAUGGCUUUACUUGUGCGGUUCACUCUUUCAAGAAGACCAAAGAACUUCAGAAAAUGGGAUAUCUGGCAAGGAAUUGAAUUUGGGCAGUCUAAACCACAGGCUCGAGUUGAUGGUUCAACUGGAGUUAUGUUCAGUGAUGUUGCUGGGAUUGAUGAGGCAGUGGAGGAAUUGCAGGAGUUGGUGAAGUACUUGAAGAAUCCUGAAUUAUUUGACAAAUUGGGCAUAAAGCCUCCUCAUGGCGUCCUCCUGGAAGGGCCUCCAGGAUGUGGCAAGACUUUAGUAGCCAAGGCAAUAGCUGGUGAAGCUGGCGUGCCGUUUUACCAAAUGGCUGGUUCAGAAUUUGUUGAAGUUCUUGUCGGUGUUGGUUCUGCUCGUAUACGUGAUCUUUUUAAACGGGCUAAGGUAAAUAAGCCUUCUGUUGUAUUUAUUGAUGAAAUUGAUGCAUUGGCAACCAGGCGAGAAGGCAUUUUCAGCGAGUCCACUAACAGCCUCUAUAAUGCUGCAACACAAGAGAGGGAAACUACAUUGAACCAGCUCUUGAUUGAGUUAGAUGGUUUUGACACUGGUAAGGGUGUCAUUUUUCUUGGAGCAACCAAUCGCAUGGAUUUGUUAGAUCCUGCACUUCUUCGGCCAGGUCGUUUUGAUCGCAAGAUAAGAAUCCGUCCUCCAGGAGCAAAAGGGAGAUUGGACAUCUUAAAAGUCCAUGCGAGGAAAGUAAAAAUGUCACCAUCUGUUGAUCUCUCAACCUAUGCUCAGAACUUGCCUGGAUGGACGGGUGCAAAGUUGGCACAACUUUUGCAGGAAGCUGCUUUGGUGGCAGUGAGGAAUGGGCAUGACUCCAUAGUAGAUUCUGAUCUAGAUGAUGCAGUUGAUCGGCUAACUGUUGGACCAAGGCGUUUAGGGAUUGAUCUGGGUCAUCAGGGACAGACACGAAGAGCUACCACUGAAAUUGGGACUGCUUUGACAUCUCAUCUGCUGAGGCGGUUUGAGAAUGCAGCAGUCGAAUUUUGUGAGCGCAUCUCUAUUAAUCCUCGCGGGCAGACAUAUUCACAAAUAGUAUUUCACCGUCUGGAUGAUGAGUUAUAUAUGUUUGAAAGGCAUCCUCAGCUUCUGCACCGGCUUCAGGUGCUGUUGGGUGGGAGAGCGGCUGAGGAGGUUAUGUUUGGGCGAGACACAUCUACAGCUUCUACAAAUUACCUUGCGGAUGCAUCUUGGCUAGCCCGUAAGAUCAUAUCAGUAUGGAACCUUGAAAAUCCAAUGGUCAUUCAUGGUGAGCCUGCUCCCUGGAGAAAGAGUGUUAGCUUUAUUGGCCCACGUUUGGACUUUGAAGGAUCACUAUAUGAUGAUUAUGGAUUGUUCGAACCGCCUCUUAACUAUGAGUCAGAUGAUAUGGUUGCUCGCAGAACAGUGGCAUUAAUCCAUGAUAUGUAUGCCAACACAGUUUCUUUGCUAAAAAGGCAUCAUGCAGCUUUGUACAAGACUGUGCAGGUUCUUCUGGAGCGAAAGGAGAUUAGUGGCGAAGAGAUUGAACAUAUCCUGGAUAUGUACCCAGCAGAUACACCAGUUGAUCGUGUAUUGAAUGAGGAAAACCCAGGAAGAUUGACCUUUUCUCAUGAAAAAGUGCGCAAGUUUGCUUUGCCUUCUGUCCCUUCCUCAAAAGAACAAAGCCUGGAGGAAUCUGUUGGGGCCACAAUUCAACCAUAAGCGUUUAUUCUGCUGUGGAAAUUUUCGUACGCGUUGGUUGUCGGUCUCUUUUCCAUUCACUGUUCUUCAAACAAUCCAACCUUUUGUGAAGAGCUCUCUUGUCGGCUGUCAACAGAAACCAAGCAGAAAAGCAAUCUGGUGACCAUCUACUCCAAGCUUGUAAAAAAUCAGAGCCGAGCAAUUUUCCUUUUGACUUUGUUCCUUCAUCGUCAAAAGUUCUGCAUGUCAUCGCCAUUUUAGUCAGGAUGGCCACCUGCUCUGUAAAAAACUUUUUGGUCGUACUCUAGAUCGUAUAUGAGGCUCAGAAAUGUGCAUAUAUACGAGAAUAUCAUGUCGAUUGUUCUUCUCUUAUAGUGGUGCAAUUCAGUGAAGCCAUACGUAGUCCGACUCUC
Molecule: messenger RNA, 3612 nt
Organism: Nymphaea colorata (pocket water lily)
Lineage: Eukaryota; Viridiplantae; Streptophyta; Magnoliopsida; Nymphaeales; Nymphaeaceae
Product: probable inactive ATP-dependent zinc metalloprotease FTSHI 1, chloroplastic
Exons: 18
Coding region: 305-3220 (971 amino acids)
Biological process (GO): proteolysis
Cellular component (GO): chloroplast thylakoid
Molecular function (GO): metalloendopeptidase activity; ATP-dependent peptidase activity; ATP binding
Source: RefSeq, a predicted model, not a curated record